AUGUUCACAUCUCCAAGAGGAAGUAUGGCAAACGAGAACGAAAUGGAGUCACCCUUCAACAAAACAAGGACUAGCUUCGUCAAGAACUCAAGGCUGUAUUCCUUGAGCAACUUCUGAUCCUCGUUUUCGACUCCGAUCAAUGAUGUCAGGAAAACCUACCGCUGAACAAAAGAGAUCUUCAACCUUGAAUCUGUACGAGAUGAUUCUGAAGCUUCUGAUGAUGACGACGAGCCAGGGUCCCAAGCUGGAGAGGAUACCUCUGAGUAUUACCAGGACAUGCUAACAUCUCUCACUGGGGGAUCAGGAAUUGAAAGUUUCCAUAAAUUCCUUAUAGACCUUGAUGUAGAGAUGGAUACAAUAGAAGAAAUGCCCUUCCUAAUUUGCCCUCUCAACAGAUACUCAGAGGAUAGGUACCUCUUCAGAUCUCCAUGGAGCUCAGAAUUCUUUCCUGAGAAGAACAAAGGCGAUGACUUCAAAGAGUUCUUCGGUGAGGCCUACAAUGAGUUAUCCACUCUUGAGAACAGAGCUAAUGAGAUCUUCAACUUCUACGGAGAGCUUUACUACGCAGGCGAGGAGGGACUCACCACCAGCGUCUAUAUAAUGGAUUAUGAGAAAGAUGAGCUCAUUGAAUGAAUCUUCUUACUCAAGAAGACUCAUGAGAAAUCGACUUGGUCUACUGCUCACCACUUCAAGCUCAAAUUCAGGAGAGACAAAGUUACUAUCAACUGCUUAUCAGGAGUCUACUGUAGAGUUAACUACACAGCCAAGAACGGGACAGAAGUUUCAUGUCAAACUAAAUAAGGACCUUAAAACUGAAGAUAGCUUUAAAGAUCCCAGAAGAGACAAUAAGUUCCUUGUCUCAAUCAUGGGAAAAAUCAUUGAGGACGCUGAAAGAACUUUCUUCAGUAGUAUGAAAAAUAUAUGGGUUCCAAAAGGAUUUAAAGAUGCUGGCGAAAGAUUCAGAAAAUCUAAGCAGGAAUUACAAAUAGCGGAUAAUAGCUCUAACACUACAGAGCCUAGGAAGAGCAUCUUCACCAAAAUCAAAAGUCUAAACGAAGAGCUAACCAAUCUAAAAAUCAAGCCAGACCUAGUAGAUCUGCUAAACUCAGAGAAAAUGAAGUAUUAACUAUGAAAUUCAGC
This is a messenger RNA of Moneuplotes crassus, 1140 nucleotides long. NCBI's taxonomy places the organism in Eukaryota, Ciliophora, Spirotrichea, Euplotida, Euplotidae. The record is from the annotation of a GenBank genome assembly.